Lacerta agilis (Sand lizard) is the source of this 2160-nucleotide messenger RNA. RefSeq names its product zinc finger protein 2 homolog. The transcript has 9 exons. The record is from RefSeq and is a predicted model, not a curated record. Gene Ontology annotation, biological process: regulation of transcription by RNA polymerase II. NCBI's taxonomy places the organism in Eukaryota, Metazoa, Chordata, Lepidosauria, Squamata, Lacertidae. Gene Ontology annotation, molecular function: RNA polymerase II cis-regulatory region sequence-specific DNA binding; DNA-binding transcription factor activity, RNA polymerase II-specific. Bases 304 to 1953 code for a protein of 549 amino acids.
GCAGGGAGCUCUCAGAGUCCCUUCCCUGCAUCCAGGCCUUGGAGCAGAUUUCGGGAGGGUUGGGGAGCAUCGAGAGGCCACGAUGGGAGAUUUAAAUGAUUAGAUGCUCUUGCUGGUCUGGUUUUGAGGCACAAAUGGCUCAGUGGAUCCCCUCUGACGUAAAACCACAGAGCGUCGUGACACCUUCCAGACAAUGAAAUGCGCUGCCGUCCCUGCCCCUUCUGAAUUCGCACCCCGGCCAGCUGCUUCUCUUUACAGCAGAUCCACCUUAGUUCACUCUGGAACUCCAACCCUGGAAGAAGAAUGGCUGACACCGAGGAAGUGCAGGUGGAGGAAGCACAGGACCAUCUGGUUUCCCUGACAGGAGAGGGAGACAUCAAAAUCGAGGAAGAAGAGAGCAGUGAAGAGCUACAGGAUUGUCUGCCUUGCCUGGCAAGAGAAGGAAACAUCGAAAUCGAGGAGCAAAAAAGAAGCGAAGAUCUGCUGAGAGAGAUCGAAGCAGAGAGGAUGAAGAUUGUCAAGGAAUGGAAGGAGAUGCACCAGAUUCUUGACAAACAGCAGCAGGUCCUGCUGAGCUGGCUAAGGAACGAGGUUCUCCGAGUCUCCAGGGAGACUUCCCUCCGCAGUGAAUCAGGAAGGGAAAAGGCACAGCAGCCGUUGCUGGGUUUACACAGCACUGGCCGCAGAGAUGAUACGUUCUUCCCGAAACCACAGCCGGAUUUGGGGGAGCUGGAGCAGAAGCUGAGCGAAUUCUCCCACAAAAGGGCUGCUUUGCUGGAAACGCUGCUGGCAUUCAAAGAAAAUUUGCAUCUGGAGUUGAAGAAGAAUGGAGGAGAAGGGCAGGUGAGCAAAAUGGAGGAUGAGAAACUACCUGAAUUGGAAGCAGCUUCUGAGGGUGAACAUGGAUCUAAAAGAGAACAGAGGAAGGGUCUGGACAAAGGGGAGGAGGGGAAAUCUGUUCCCUGCAAAGAAAACAACUGUGACCUUGAUAGGCGCAAAAUUCAGCCAAGGACGCAACAGGUCAAGGAGCAGAAGGUGUGUGGUGUGUGCAGGAAGAGCUUCAGCCAGAGAUCAAACCUUAUCACACACCAGAGAACCCACACAGGUGAGAAGCCGUACAAGUGCGCAGAUUGCCGGAAGACCUUCCGCUUCCGCUCCAACCUCAUUACGCACUGGAGGAUCCACACAGGGGAGAAGCCAUUCAAGUGCCCACUUUGCGGGAAGGGCUUCAGCAACCAGUCGGGCCUCGUCAGUCACAAAGGGACUCAUCGGGAAGAGAAGCCGUACAAGUGUGCCGAGUGCGGCAAGGGUUUCAGCCGGAGGCCGGGCCUCAUUGUCCACGAGAGAACCCACACAGGGGACAAGCCGUACAAGUGCCCCGACUGCGUGAGAAACUUCAGCCAGAUUUCGGGCCUGAUCGCGCACGAGCGGAGCCACACAAAGGAGAAGCCGUUCAGAUGCAUGGUUUGCGACGAGUGCUUCAGCCAUGCCUCUCACCUCGCUCUGCACGAGAUGACCCACAUGGAACAGAAGGCGUUUGAGUGCCUGGACUGCGGGGAAAGCUUUGGCCGGAAGCUGGACCUCACUGCGCACCGCCGGAACCACACGGGAGAGACAUCGUACGAGUGCGCGGACUGUGGGAAGCACUUCAGCCAGCGGCCGAGCCUGCGUGCCCACGAAAGGACCCACUUGAAGCUCUACCCAUGUGUUGAAUGUGGGAAGAGCUUCCGGAGCAGCUCCAACCUGAAGUCUCACAAAAGGACCCACAUCGGAGACAAGCCCUACAAGUGCUCAGCGUGUGGGAAAAGCUUCAAGUGGAGCUCUAACCUCAUUGCCCACGAAAGGGCCCACACUGGAGCAAAGCCUUACAGGUGCUCGGACUGUGGGAAAAGCUUCAAAGGGAGCUCUGAUCUUAGCAGACAUCAGAGAAUCCACACAGGAGAGAACUUGUGAGCAGCCCAAUCAUUAGGAAAAGUUCUUUUAAAUAAAUGGUGGUUUUGCAUAGCACUCUUUGUUCCCUGUUCGAGGGGUUAGUUGUUGUUGUUGUUGAUGAUGAUGUCAAUGCUGCUGCUGCUGCUGCGGACAGGCAUAUGUGAGUGUUGGUGUAUGUCAUUGUGGGACAGCAUCAUUAUAAAAUGGUGCUGUAGCAACUAGGUUCAA